CACCAUACCACAUGCGCUUUAUGCUAUCCUUUCGCCCUUUCUUUCUCAAUAUCAUUACUAAACGAUACCUAAAGCUAGAUUAUCGAAGCAAAUCCUAAAUUUUAUUUUGUUUUGCACACUGUUAUCACUGCUACAAAGCUUGGAACAUCUAGCGUGCUUCACAGAGAGCAUUUAUACCUGGACUGUGGAGUUAUUUGGAGCACGUUUACGAAUUUCUUAAUACAGUUUUGAAACAUACAAAAUCAAGCCAAGAAACGCCAUCCAAAAUGGCCGGUUUUAUCCUCAAGUAUACGAUCUUCCUGAUGGCAAAAUAGGAGAGAAAAGUUGCCCAUACGAGGUACCAGUGUAAUUAAUAUAUCGUAUUUAUAGUAAUGUUGUUUAUCUCCAGUAUUUUGUACGACGAUUUCACAUCCUACAACCGUUUGUUGAAUUUUUGAGAUCACGACAUACUCGAUUCCUUGUGAACCGUCCCUCGUCAAGUUGUGUUGUUAAUUUCAAUAUGUUUAAGAACCGUGUCACAAGAUGGCACCCAUUUUCAAGAAAUUGCAGAUUUUGAUCUCCUAUUCUGUUUUACACAUCACCAAAGUGCUUAUUUCCCUCCAAUUUAUGUAGUUUGUCCAUUUUCUUUAUUUCUAAGGCGAGCUGAUGUCAUUUAGCGUGUUUUCCGAUCCUACAAACUCCGCGUUUUCUACGGAACGUAUACACAGUGUUGUACUGCUUCUUCGAUCAUUUUAGUGCAAUGGAGCCAAAUGAUGUGCCAUCCCAGAGUCCAAUACAUUCAACUAGGACGUUCUUCGACUCUACAAUGAUGGGUAAGGCAACUUUGUUCUUGCUUAAAGCACUGUGCAUUCAAAUACAAUUUUAUACUACAUAUCCUAAGUUAUGAUGUUUAAAUAUUCUAAAAUCUUGUAUUUUUCCAUCAUAGGACAACCCUCAAUCCUUCAGUCUCCCCCAUUACCUCAUGAGCACAGGUAUGGGCUGGCGCCAAUGCCGUCUGCAUUCUCUGUGAUUGGGAGACGUCCCCCUAACUUUCCAUCAGUUAAUUCACAUCACCAUGAUUUUACAACAAGCCUAACGCAUGACCCACUGAUGGCAACAGGUCCUCGAAUACAGAGAAGCCCUACACCUGCAACAUCGAGCAGUUGGUGGCGUCAACCAUCGAUAAGCGCUCACCCUCAAAAUAUGAACAAUGCAGAUUAUUUUGGUAAUCCCUUACUGUGGUUACCUCAUGAGCAAGAACACAUGAGACCACAUGAAAACUUAACCUAUCAUAAUUCUGCACAAGCAUAUCGAAACUUUGAUUUCUUAAAUGGAUCGUCACCAGGCAGUUACUAUGCAUCGACUCCACGUUUCUUCCCAGAACCUGCACACAGUUUACACAGUAUGCCAACGCUAGGUAAGGAUAGACCACUAAGUUGGGAAGACCGACUAGGGCAUGGUUUAAUGUUAGAUGUCAGUGGGAAUGGAUUUUCACCUUGGCAAGAUAUGCAUCAACAAAAAAUGGUUGACAGACAGCAGAAACAAAUUAUGCAGGAAUCAGUGGAAAAAGAACGGAACAUUAUGGGUAUGACAAAUAAUAGAUCGUCAAACUUUACUGACAACAGCUCAGUGAAAAGUGUAAAACAAAGCAAUAAAUAUUUGGAAAAUCACAAUUCAGGCCCAUCAACAAUUGCUAACGACUCUCGACUAAAGGUACCUAACAUUAUUCCACCAAGUGAAUCAUGCCUUAAUGUACCUGUUAUUUCAAACGAUUCUCGUCACAAUGUUCCUGGUAUGCCCAAUAGUUCAAGACUUAAUUUACUUGGAAUGCCAAAUGAACCUCAUCUAAAAAUACCGCCUAUCUCAAGUGAAUCCAGUUUUAAUAUUCCAUCACUAACAAGCGAGCCUAAACUUGAUAUACCAUCAAUUACUAAUGAGACGCAGCUAAAUGAUGCAUCAUUGUCUGAUGAUUCGCGUCAUAGUGUAACGUCAAGUUCUGGUGAUACUCGGCAUGGUAUAACUUCAAUAAUUGGUGAUUCUAGGCUUGAUGUACCAGUUGUUACCACUGAAUCUAGACUUAAUACACCACCAUUGAUGUCUAAAGAACCACCUCAAAAUCUACCACCAUUAUCUAGUCAGUCUCAGCAAAACAUACCACCAAUGAUCAGUGAGUCUCAACAAAACCUACAACAAAUAAUGCGUGGGUCUCGCCAAAACCUAUCUGAGAACCAAAGUAGACUUUUUGUUGAAAAACCUAUUAAGUACCCUCAUGCAGAUACAAACAUGUCUAUAGGAAAUGCUGGAAGAUCACAACCUGAGAGAAGCAUCCAACAGCUACCUUCAAGUACCGGUAUACGUGGUAGGCCUAUUAGUCCACCUAAACCUGAUUUACCUGCAAAUCUUGAUCUAUAUAAACGAGAUACAGUAAUAAACACAUUGGAAAGUAAUACGAGCAAUGCACCAUCUAUUUUUUCACCACCAGCGUUAAUUAAGUCAGUUCCUGCACCAACAAUCAAGUCUAGCAAGCCAUCAAGUGGGUUGCCAAGUCCAAUCAAGAUACAUCCAGCUAGACCAACUGGCGGUAAGCCUCCUUUACUAGAACGGUUCCGAGCUCCAGCAGUUCCAAGACCUGGUGGUGACAGUAGUAGUGAUGAUGGUAGUAGCGAUGGUGAUGAUGAGGAUGGUGAAUCUGGGAGCGACAGUGAUAGUGAUGAUGAUGGUAUCAGUGAAGAUGGGAACGAUGAUGAUGAUGACGACGGAGUAGAGGAGAAAGUAAAGAAACAACCUGGACAAUCUCAUAUUCAGCAGCUGCAGAAGCCACAGCAGUCACAGCAAUUGAAACAACCACAACAAGUUGGUCAGCAGGUAUAUUUUAUCAUGUUUUAUUUCUUAUUGUGCCAAUUUCCAGCUCACAAGGCUUAAAAACCCUUUCAUGUUAUGCCAUUCAUGAAAUACAGUCAUGGUGACUUGCAGAACAAUCAAAAUUGCUGAUUAGCCAAUUCAUAAAUAAUUGGUAACAGAUCACAAUGUGUAACCAGCGGAUUAAUCAGCCCAAGCAAAGUCAAAUCUGUUAUAAUUUCUAUAUCUGUUUGUCUGUCCAUGGAUCAAAGAAAAUCAACAAAAACAAGUGCCUGUAACCCCAAAUUGAUUUUCAGAUUAUUAAAAGUAUGCUACCAGUAGAACAGUUUUACUAAAAAUAUUUUGCAUUUGGUUGUGCUGUACAUAGGCUUGGGCAGUUUACCAGUUUUUCAUUAUUUUUUUAGUUUUAUUUUCAAACCUUUUUUCGGUUUAGCUUUUAUUAACAGCAGAGUAUCUUAGUUUGGAGGUACCGUAGGUGCCGUUGGUGGGCAAGGCUAGUCGGUGAUCUAGCCUUGCAAGGCAAAUGACCGCAAUGGCAAACAUCAGGCAAAACACUGGCAAACAUUUAUGGCAAAACUGGCAAACAGCUAUGGCAAAACAGCAAAAAACAUAAUAAUAAGGCUAACUAUAGUAGCAAUAGGAGUUUGCCAUGACAAUUCUGCCAAGGCAGUCCUCUGGCACCCAUCACACUGUUAAUCAGUGGAAAAAAGGACGCAUUCUAUAGUAGUCUAUAGAUUUAUCCCAUAACCGAAUACACACAUGACAAAAACCAAAUUAAAAAAUUAAAACAAAUAAAUCAAUAAAAAUAAGCUAAAAUAAAAAAAAUAAAGAAUUGAACCCGAGUGUCAACAGGCAUUAAUCAGGGCGGGGAACGGCCGAAGAGGAACAGAGCGAAAUAGCAGUUGUUGCUGGCUAGCCACGCUGUAGCAAAGUGACAGAUGCGCAAAAAUUGCCACUGUUCUAAGUGAUGUCAGGGACUCCCCGUUGCAAGGUCGCAGGCAUGAUUCAUCUGCCGUUAACUUCGCUUAAAUCUACGUUCAACCACAUAAAAAAACGGAAAACCGUCAUUACGUAAUUGUUUACUGUCAUCGCCCAAAACUCUAUCUUAAUUCUGAAAACAUGACACUAAUUAAACUCCAAAUUACAUGACACUAAAUAAAAGUCAGUAAGAACUAAAGAAGUAUAAGUUUUGAUUAUGUGUUCUUGACCCUUUUAUUUUAGAGCUGAAGGCGUUUUAGGUUACCUUUACAUUUUGUGUUUUGUUGUGUACUGUUUUUUGCUUAUAUCAAAAAAAUACCACAAUUCCUUCUCAUUUAGUUGAAGUAAGGGGAAAAAACCCUGUUUUAGUUUAGAAUCAGAUGGUUUUUCGGUUUUGAUUUUAAUUAAGCAAAACCGCCCAAGCCUAGUUUACACAAUCAGUUUCGAACAAACAAGCACGCUCUUCUUUAGUUGUGUACUUGUACAACCCAGAUUUUUUAAAGUUGCAUAUUUCCAUAGUCCUAGCGCCUCUGUGGAGCAUCUUGUUAUGCUGAAAUUUAAAUACAAACGCGCUCCUGCUGAAACAGCAGCUAACCGGCAUGACGUCACAAAUAAUGCUUGUUCCAGACUCCAAGCAGUUAGACAUUCUGACAGCCAUGUGCCAAAUAAAAUCACAAUAUCAGCAAGUCCUUGGAAGUGGCUCUAAAAUUUUUGCUUUUUAACCAAAAGCAAAAAUUUCUUCAUGAAACUAUUCGUAGCAUUGCAUACUUUUAAUAAGCUGAAAAUCAAUUUUGGGGUUACUGCACUUUAAGGUUCAGUCACACGAGACAACAAGUUGCAGGAACAAUUGUUACAUGGACAAAUUUCAUUGUAUGACAUGUGAAGACAGAUUUUUGUUCCUGCAACAGGUUGCACUAGAAGUUCAUCCAUGCAACAUGUCAUUGGGACAAAAUUAAAAUUGAUCAAUCGAAGAACAUUAUUCCCACAGGGACGUGUUGUAAGACUAAGUGUUGCUCUAUGCGACUAGUCCCUGUGACGUGCCUUGUUUGACCGAACUUGUAUAGAUUUUUAAAAGAUGUAACAUUUCAAACAAUUGGUGCAUACAGUAGCAAAUUAUGGGUUAGUAAUCAACCAAUUACCAACUUUUAGAGUAAAUUGGCUGGCAUUGGACAGAUGGGCAUAUUUGGGUACAUUGCAGCUUAAUGGGAUAAACAGCAUCAUGGGUGGCCAUUUAUAUACUGUAAUUGCCGUAAUGCAGACUUGCAGACCUGCCAAACCCGCCAGUUAUGCCACUGGUUUUGGCGUCCGUUUAAGGCUAUAUGCAAAUUUUUCAGAAUGUGGGUUGCUUGAUAUAUAAUUAAUCCAUUAAGCUGCAAUGCACUGAAAUACACCUUUAUGACUUUACUUUACUUUGUCUAACACCAGAUGAUUUUACUCUGUAAAACACCAGACAAAUUUUUUCAUCAAGCAGAGUCUUCCAUACUGAUGGGUUACAGUAAGUAGCACUCAUGAUAAAAAUCCAGGCUCACAGAUUGAAAGCUUUGCAAUAAUAACUAUGCAUGGCAUAUAUCUGUAAGUCUUUGCAUGGAGAAAUCUAAUAUUUGUUUUGGUUUGUGAUUCCAAAACCAGCACACAAUCUUGAACUAGCAUCUGCUUGCCUUACCUUACCCUGCAAUAUACAUAAACAUUCAGUGAAAAUAUUUGCAAAGUUGACUAAUUGUGAUUGGUAUGUGACAGAAAAUGUAUGAAAACAGUAAAAAAUGUCCAAGCUUACUGUAGAAUAUACUGUACAGUACAUACUGUGUAUUUGUUUUGUAGAAAGCAGAAGAAAGUAGUGAUAGUGAAAUGGAGAGUGGUAGUGAAGAAAGUGAUGGGAGUGAUGAUGAUGAUGAGGAUGAGGAUGAUCAAGAUGGAGAUGCUGAAAGCAAUGAUGGAAAUCAAGAUAGUGAUAAUUCUCAAGAACAAACAUCUCCUGGGAAAAGAAAGUCUACUGCUGAUUCUGGCAAGUCCAACUUUUGUAUAGUAGAGUUCCUUGAUUAGUUCCACCCCAAACCCUACUUUUUCAGUGUUCUCGUUUCGGCAAAAACUGAUAAAAAAACUUAAUUGAACAUCCAUCCCUAUUCUAUACUAAAAUGUAUUUCAGCAUUAAAGAAGCUGUACUCCAAAAAUUGACCUCCCCUUGACAUUGACAGAUUUUCAUAUUUUGCUUGGGGGGAUAGCAAAGAUUUAGGGGGGAGGUGAGCGACAGGGUCUGGGGCCCAGGAAAAUUUUAGAUUUUUUGUCUUACUUAGUUCAAAGUCCUUAUUUCAAUCACAUUACUGUCAUUUAAUCCAAUGAGCAUUUAAAUUUCUAGGGUGUGUGUGCAAAUUUCUCUAAGGGGGGUGGGAAAACAUUCUGGGGGGGGGGGUGCAAAAUAUUUUGGGGUAUGCACCCCAGAAAAUCUGCCUAUGCCCCUUGAUGAGGUAGUACACAGUGGUUAAUAUUCCUUUCUAACUGUAGGUCCGCCACGUAAAAGAAGAAUAGUUGUUGUUGAUGAAGAACUGAUGAAGAUUCCCCUAGAGAAAGGGUAAUAAUAGUUGUUUGUUUAGAGGUGUUGAGGCUUGAGAAAAAUUCCUGUGUGUCUCACACAGGGCAUGUCCUGUAAGAACGUUAUUGGUUAUACUUGUUAUACAGCAACAUGAUAUGAUGCAAUUAAAGACGAGUAAUCCUUGUCAUUUAUAAACCCAGAGUGGGGGGAAUUCUGUGAAACAUUGCCCAACACUUCGAAUAAUAUUUUCCAGAAUGCCCCAAGUGGAGGGUCUAUAUAUAUUGAUAUAUUAUCCUAUAAGUUAAAGAACCUGCUAAAUUGAGAAUAAAUGUUCUAAAUAACUAAGUGAAUACAAUGUUUAAUUUUUAUUUGUACCCAAGUUUUUGACGUUUGAGGGUGUUUAUUGCUGUUUGUACAGGUGGAGACGUCAAACAAAGUUGCGACCAGCAGUUAGCAGUGGUGGUUUACGAGGAGAUGUUUAUUAUUUUGCUCCAUGUGGCAAGAAAAUACGAACAUAUCCUGAUGUGAAGAAGGUAAGCCUUGCAAGGAUUCUAGUCAAAGUAAGGGCAGAAAUAUUUAAUAUUUUCUAACAGGAAUUGAUUAAAAAAAAUGUAAUUUGGCUAACAAGAAUGUCACAAAGAAAUAAUGCAUCAAAAAGCUAAUUUAAUAAGUUAGAAGGUUACAUAUAGGUACAAAAACUAAAAGUAAUAUAUUUUGAGUACUUUGUUGUCAUUUGUUUGACAAUGGAUAGCAUUUGCUUAUUACAGUAAAUGCGUCUACUGAUUUGGCAUUGAACAUAUUUAGUUGACAGAGUUACAGUAUAUAAAUUAGAUCGUUUUUGUUCAUGGAAUUGGCCUACACUGUGUUUUAGUUCUGUUGAUAUUUUGAUUGAUUGAAUUGUUUUUCACUGUAGUAUAUUGAGAAGAAUGGAAUCACAGACCUGGACUUGGGACAUUUUAGCUUUAGCAUGAAACUUCAUCUUGGCGAGUUUUUGGAAUGUACUCAGGUAUCUU
Molecule: messenger RNA, 7356 nt
Organism: Paramuricea clavata
Lineage: Eukaryota; Metazoa; Cnidaria; Anthozoa; Malacalcyonacea; Plexauridae
Source: the annotation of a GenBank genome assembly